This is a messenger RNA of Eurytemora carolleeae, 1251 nucleotides long. RefSeq lists its product as uncharacterized. NCBI's taxonomy places the organism in Eukaryota, Metazoa, Arthropoda, Copepoda, Calanoida, Temoridae. The record is from RefSeq and is a predicted model, not a curated record. The transcript is spliced from 8 exons. Bases 550 to 1041 code for a protein of 163 amino acids.
CGUAUCAAAUUAAAAUCAACAUUCGUAUCAAAAAUCCAACCAGUCUCACAGUCAUAAUAUAAAUCAUUAACAUUCGUAUCAAAUUAAAAUCAAACUAUCUAUAGAAACAAGCUGUCAUGGCAAGCUGUCAUAGAGAGAGAGAAUUAAAGAAAUAUUAUCCGGUAUUCGCGCAUUCUUAGGAGUUUUAUCUAUCCCCCCCUCCGCCAAGUUAGGAACGACGCCUAAAUAUUGUAUUCAGUCGUGUAAACACUGGGGAUCGAUUUAAACCAUUCUUUUCAUGUUUCAUGCGCGAACACAGGAUUUUAGCAAUGGGGGGGGGGGGCAAGAUUUUUUUAUUUAUUUACGCUGAUAUAGUUAGUAAAUAAUUCAUUAUAUUAUAUGGAUCAAUAAAAUAUAUUUCCGCUAUAAUUAUGAGCAUUUAUUUCUAUUUUGCUGUCAAAUUACUAUUUAAGAUUUACUUUAUUUCUUUUAAUCAAGAAGAGAAGAGGGCCGGCAUUCAAAAGUAUGGAAAUGAAUUUUUAGUGAAUUGUGCUUUAAUCCCAGAUCAAAAUGGGAGGAGUCAGCUUUGAUUUUGGUAACAGGACUCGAGCUCAGAGUAUAGAAGAAUAUAGGGCUAAAAGAAGAUUUAAACAGGUGAAGCUGGGGAUAGUAGUAAUAGUGUGGCAGCUGGUGAAUAUGCUGGUCAUCCUAUCUAUAGUAGAAUACAGAAACCAACCACAAUCACCAGUUGAACAGUCUGCUGAAAUCAUGACAUUUAUGGUUGUAUUUGUAUCUGUAUUCUGUGGCUGGCCUUGUCUUCUGCAUUGUAUGGAUGGGUUUGCUAAAACAGGUGUAGUUCUAUCCGUGGUUAAUGGAUGCCUGGCUUUUCAAACUUCAAUCAUUCUCAGGGGUCUUAGUUUUAUCUUACUCAGGGGCACGAGUAAGUUUGAUAUUGAACUACAUGAUCUAACUGAAGCUCUCCUAGCAACCAACAGCUUUCAUAUUGCCAGCUUGUUCCUGUUGGGGAGAAUGCCUCCUCUCCAUCUCCUGCUAGCUAGGUAAACCAUACUGCCAACUUAUUCCUGUUGGGAAGAAUGCCUCCACUCCAUCUCUUGCUAGCUAGGUAAACCAUAUUGCCAGCUUAUUCCUGUUGGGAAGAAUGCCUUCUCUCCAUCUCCUGCUAGCUAGGUAAACCAUACUGCCAGCUUAUUCCUGUUGGGAAGAAUGCCUCCUCUCCAUAUCUUGCUAGUUAGGUAAACAAUAUUGCCAGCU